Molecule: messenger RNA, 1283 nt
Organism: Rosa rugosa (rugosa rose)
Lineage: Eukaryota; Viridiplantae; Streptophyta; Magnoliopsida; Rosales; Rosaceae
Exons: 3
Coding region: 38-382 (114 amino acids)
Molecular function (GO): protein binding
Source: RefSeq, a predicted model, not a curated record
UCUUAUUUUGUACUAUUGCUAAUUCUGUUCAUGUGAAAUGAUUCAACCUUUACUGUCAGACAAUCUUGGAAAUGCAUGUCUUACAAGUUUUUUUGUGACCGGAGCCUGGGACCACGCCAAACUUCUGCAGUCUCUAAAGGCAUACCAAAAUGCUGAAAAAGAUGAAAGGAUGAAAUCUAAUCCAGACCUGUACUUUAACUGUGCUACUGUAAACAAAUAUCUAGAAAACUAUGAAAUGGCCCUUACUGGAUUUGAAGCUGCUGCUUUAAAGGAUCCUGGUCUCAAUGCUACCGAAGAGGUUCAAAAGAUUGCUAACCUUCUUGACAAGCUAGAUAAUUUGUUAAGGGUAAUGCAUUUUUCAUUCGUAAAUGUGGUAUCUUGAGGUCUUGAGUAUGUGUUUCCAAAGUGGUUUCUAGGAUCAAGGGGCCUUGGGCUAUCAUCUAUUGGCAGGUAACUUUUGAGUGGUAAGUUUUGAUUUAGUGUGAUUGGAAUGUGUUGCACUAUUUGUUUUGCUUUGGAUACUAGUUUGAAUUAUGCCAAAGACGGCUUUGCACUCUUUCUAAUGUUAUUUGUCUUUCUAUGGCAGUUGCUUUAAUUCCUCUAUCUAUUUUUCACCAACAUUUUCGUUCCACUUUUCGUUUUUCUUUUUCAAUUUUCAUUAGUUUUGCUUUAGAUCCAAUAUUAUAUGCUAUCUAUGUCCUAAGUUAUGGAUUUGUGAUCUCGCUUUCAUUUUCAUAUUGUCCAGUCAGGUAUGGUGAACCAGUAAGCAUUUUUACCUUUGGGUGAGAUUUUGGUUUCUCUUUGAUAUGAUUUUUAACUCCUCUGACAGAUUCAAUUUGUUAAUGGACGUGUACCACAAUCUAUAUCAGAAAUACGAGGGUAUUUGGAGAAUAAUUUGUUACAAAUAAUUGAAAUCUGAGUUGCAAUUCAGCUCUUAAUACUUUCUGUUGUUUUAUUGUCUAAGGUUGGUGUGCGAGGACAUAACUGGGGGUCUAGAGGAUAUUGCCAUUCCAGCUAGCAAUUUGGUCAAUGAUCCUCCUGUUGCUUUGCCAGUUGAUGUUGUAAAUAUGGUUAUCUUAGCAAGCAUAAAGGAGUUAAGGCUUAAAGCUGCCGGUGCAUUGUUUUCACUUAUUUGUGAGGUUUAGGACGUUAAUGCGCAUCACAUUUAUGGACAAGUAUAAGUUUAUGGUUAGGGUUAAUGUUGGGAUGGAAUAACUUUGUUGAAUAUAUGGAUGAAUGUAUCGGAUCUUUACAUAAAUGAAUUUGUUUUGAAUGUGUUGUCA